Molecule: messenger RNA, 927 nt
Organism: Triticum turgidum subsp. durum (durum wheat)
Lineage: Eukaryota; Viridiplantae; Streptophyta; Magnoliopsida; Poales; Poaceae
Source: the annotation of a GenBank genome assembly
AUGGAGGCGAGGGAAGGCCGGCGAGGAGCUGUCGGAGCUUGCGGAGGGGGGCAAUGGUGGUGGAGGGUGCGGGGAGCGGGAAAGGGCGCGCGGAAAUGUCCCUCUCGCCAAAUCUCGCGCCGGAUAGGGGUCGAGCUCGGGUUAGCCUCCCAGCCCGCUUGGACCGUGUACCAGUAUCGAGGUGUGUGCCUGUACCCGCAGAACCCCGCGCUGGGGCUCGGGGUCUGCGCGGCCAUCUUCCUCAUCAUAGGCCAGAUCAUCUUCGCGGUCGUCGGCGGCUGCUGCGGCUGCUGCAAGUCCCGCGCCAUCCCCUCCGAGACCAACCGGGUCAUUGGCAUCGUCUGCGCCGUCUUCUCAUGGAUCGCGGCGGUGGUCGCCUUCGGGCUGCUGGUGGAAGGCGCCAAGUGGAACGACACUGGGACGCGGUACUCGUCAGGGUACGGUGGGUGCUACGUCCUCAAGGACGGCAUCUUCGCCGGCGGCGCCGUGCUCACGCUCGUCGCCACUGCCCUCGGCCUCACCUCCUACAUCAUGCUCAGCACGCAGCCAGCCACUCCCGCUACUGCCAACGCCGCCGCCGCGCCCCCAAAGGAAGGCGAGCAGAUGCCGGCCGCCGCCGAGAUCCCGACGGCACAGCCACAGUUCCCGCAGCAGGCUUCUCCCCAGGGGCAGGGGUACGGCCAAGCGCCGAACGCGAAGCUCCCCCAUGUUCCUGUUCCUGUGGCUUCUCCGGCACAAGGCUAUGGAACGCCGAACGCGCAGUUGCCCCCUCUUCCUGCACAAGGCUACCGUGCGCACGCGCCGGACACGCAGAUGCCCGCCGCUUCUCCUCCUCCGGCUCAGGGCCAUGGACCGCACAAGCCGAACGAGCAGGCCCUGCCUGAGCUGCCUCCCAAAGGACAUGAAAUGCUCGCGCGCCCCGUCUGA